AUGUCCACCUCAGCUGAUGCCGAAAGGCUCAAGGUUCAACUAUCCACGCUCCUUUCUCAAGCGCACGAACGAAGCAUAGCUCUGCGAUUAGCGCCCUCUGCGCCUUCUUUGACCAGACCCAUCAAAAAGUCUUUACCUGUCGUGCUGAAGGGACUGGAUGAGCUUAGAGGGCAUGAGGAGGAGGAGGAGGAGGAGCUGAGGAAGAGUUGGGAGAAGAUCAGGAAUGUGUUGAUGGAGGAUGAGGAAGGCAGAGAUUUGGUGGAAGAGGCGCAAAGACCGUGAGUUGAAGCGGCGACUGGUGUGCGGGAGAUGUGGUGAGCCAAGUUGGAGCGUUGGAAUGCCUUCGAUGAAAGUCCAUUUGUAAGGCCCAGUGAGUUGAACUGAUUCGACCGUCUCUCUUCUCGAUGCGAAAGAUACGCUUCGAGGAGUCAGCCGCUGCUGGGUGCUUCCAGCUCCAGCGCUGCCGAGACGAGCAAUGCAACAGCGGCAUACACCUCCAACACGAAAGCCUUUUCGGACGAGCCCUACAGGGACGAUCCUCGCGCCUCAUCCGGCCCCGCACCGGACUCCCGAGACAGUUCAGCGCUGUACACUGCCCAACAAGCACAGAUGCAAGCUCAAGAUGGACAAUUGGACGCGCUCGCCCUCUCCAUUGCUAGACAGAGAGAGAUGGGCUUGAGAAUGGGAGACGAGUUGGAGCUGCAUGGACAACUCUUGAAUGAGCUGGAUGGAGCUACGGACGGAACGCAGGAGAGGCUGGAUAGAGCUCGUGGAAGGAUGGGAAGAUUGGAGAAGAGCUUCAAAGAACAUGGUCAGUACCCCCUUUUCUGACCUUUCUGACCUUGCCCCGAUAUUGUCAAUCGUAUGCAUCGGCUCACUGACUGGGCACCUGAUGAUUCACUGCUCGUCCCUCAGCUUCUUCGUACACCAUCGUGUUCCUCAUCAUUGCUCUGGUCAUCUUUAUCCUCUUCGUCAAGUGA
This is a messenger RNA of Ceraceosorus bombacis, 980 nucleotides long. The record is from the annotation of a GenBank genome assembly. Lineage: Eukaryota; Fungi; Basidiomycota; Exobasidiomycetes; Ceraceosorales; Ceraceosoraceae.